GCUUCACAAAUGAGACAAUGAAAGUGAUAUCUUUUUUAGGAUCCUAAAGUUUGACGGGUUAAAAAGUGUUUUCAGUUUGGUCAAUGCUGUUUUUCUCCUCUCUUCUUUAGUUAAUAUUCCAUCGCUUCGAAUCCUUUUUUGUUCACCCCAGGUGGGCUCGGACAUGAAAUGGCGCGGACGGUGGCAGCUUGGAAUGCCCCUGGGCAUCUUUCGGCCGUCAUGUUGUCAAAAGACCUGGGAGGGGGAGCGAGAGGGCCGGGAGUGUUUUUUUCAAUGCGGCCCAGGGUUGGAAGGCGAGACGGGUUUGAACAUGAAAUACGGUCGAGCUCCACAUUUGUCAGAAAGUCACGAGAAACAGCGGGAGAGCUGUGUGGUCAUAGUUUUCGGUGCCUGGAUUUGCUGCUGGGUGGAGGGAGGGGCUGGAUGUGGCCCCGCAACACCUCUCGAGUGUGUGAAUGAGAGGGAGCGAGGACAGGAAGAGAGCGAGGGCUCCACCACUGAGGUGCUGACAGAGGGGAUCGAGGGGGCUGAGAUUGCACCUGUUCCGGCCCAGCAGCCUCUCAGCAGGGCCUCGCCAGAGUCUCGGCCUUCUCCUGGCAUCUGUGAUGGGGGCCAGGGCCAGUCCCACCUCCAGCGCCUGCUCCACCUCUCCUUUGCUCGUGGACGAGAGAAACGAGGAACGAGGAGAGGCUCCAUCUGCCGAGGGCUCGCCGUGGUCUCUGCGGCCCGCCCGGGGAAGGGGCCUGCUGGGCCUCCGCGACUGUGCCACGGGGGUCUCUCAGUGGUAGACCACAGCGAGGCACAUCACACGUCACAUGCCAGCUGGCCAGGCUCUCUCCUCUGUAAACAGAGACUAAUGACCGCUCAACACACACACAGACACACACGCACACACGGCCCUGGGUAGAAUGGAGGAGGGGGGGGGGGGGACGACGCUGCUGGUGGAAAAUCUUGGUCUGGUUUGGAUGAAGAAAAGCAGCAUCCCGAGGUUACUGCGCAGGAUUUGCUGCAGCAGGAGAGGCUGUUUGAGCCUGGGGAGGGGGGAGCUCACCGUCACAGUGGGACCUCGCUAAAGCUACUCUCUGUCUCCGACUCCAUCAGGCCACCACAUCACAGUCCCCCGGUUUCCUGCAUGCAUGCAACAUCACAGGCCUCCCAUCGCUCCACAAGCCCCCGGGCUGAAGCUGGUCCGCCCACUGAGUCUGUAAAGCUCUCAUAGCGGAUCCCUGUUCCCUGUGAGUUCUGGGGAGGAACGCUGAUCAUGGGCCCCUUCUGCGUUUUAAUCAAAUUCUAAUACAUUUUCCGAGGCCUUUCCUACUUGUGGGCCCUGUGAACUGACAGAGCUUUUCACCCCACUGAUGAGCAUCAGUCAGUGAGCCUCACCUUUACUUCAACUCUACGGAACACGUAGCAUACAACAGACCAGCCUCGAGCUUUGUGUCUCCAGACUGAAGGACGUUUGGUUCGUGCUUCCUGUCCCGUCUCAUGCAGGAUCUCCUUGUCUGUGUCUUCAGAGCUCAGUUUUCUCAAGAAUCCCCCUCUCUCAAUCAAAUUAGAAUUAUUUUUAGCUUCCCCCCAACCAGAUCAUUUCAUAUAUGUCCCGCUAUCUCAUUCGCCCCGAUGUCCCCAACACAUGCAUUUAUAGAUAUAAAUAUAUAUCGAGAUAUAAAUAAAUAUAUCAAAUCGAGGAUGGGAGUAAUGUGACAUUGAGUGUUAUUCCCCAGUUAGGCGGGGAGAGGCAGGGAGGUCACUCGGCUACGCUGAGCCAGUGGCAGCCCAGGCCCCGCUGGUCCACUGGAGUGACUUGGCUUCAUCUACAAACUCGCAAUAAAUAUCUGGCCAUCAUUUAUUUUAAUUCACUCCUUUCUUGCUCAGAUGGAAUGGAUUCUUAACCUUGUAGGACAAGGACACCCGCAUGCUGCCUGCCUUGCCUUAGCUGCUAAAUUAUUCUUCAUUCUUCAGGGGGGAAUGAAAAAAAAAAGAAGGGGAGUCCAGCGUUGCUCAAACUGUCAGCUCCAAUGAAAAGCGCGCCUGAAAACGUUGUCACUGAACCUCCUGGACAAAAAAAAAGAAGAAGGGGAGUGGGCAGUGAACGACAGAGUGAGAGAAGUGGGGGAGCAAGAAAAGGGGGAGAAGGAGGGGUGGGGAGUCAGCAGCCUCCAGAGUGAUUUAUUUGCCAAAUCAGGACACAAUGAGUCGAUUAUGAGUCCUCUAAUAAGAGAGAGUGUUUGGGGACCCACUAAUUGGGCAUGAUUGAGUUGCAGUCUGGGAGCAGGGCGAAAAGGGAACCUGGUCGGCGGCUGUCAUGCAAUCAUCAGCUAAUCAGAGCUUUGAAAUUAAAACUGCGUGUUUAGGGUAGAGGACGGUAUAAUGGCAGGGACCUGCCUCAGCUCUGAGGCUGUCACUGUGUGUGUGUGUGUGUGUGUGGGUGUGUGUGUGUGUGUGUGUGUGUGUUUGGUGCCUCUCAUCUGUUGUCUUUGGUUGUCUUGAAGUGGACAGUGAAGUAGCUGUAAUCAGCCCAACACUUCCUCCAAUGUGCGUGUGUGUGUGUUUGUGACACAACUUAUCAUAUACCAUGAGCUUGGAGCCUGCAUUCAAUGCAAUUUAUUUUGCAUCAAGAAAUUUAGGAUUUGCAGGAAAGACCUUAUUGAUUUUGAUUCAUUCAAACAUUUUCAUUGCUAUUUUAAAAUUUGAGAUUUACAAAGACUAUAAUGAACCUUUAUAUUGCGUAUUUAACAUGGUGCAAGAAAAAAUUCCCAUCAUCGUAAUGAAAUUCUGUAAGACUUUACUCAAUCAUGAGGUGGGGUUUUUUAUUUUUGAUCCUAAAGUUUCAGAGUUUUGUCCCGUAUCUAAAAAUGUUGGGAUCAUAUUCCAGUUUGAACAGUUGUGUUCACAUGUCGUCACUAGGGGGCAGUGUUUGUCCGCAGUGCAUCGCGAGAGAAAACUGACGGGGCUAAUUAACGUCAGGCGCUUUCCUCUGGUUGUGUGGGUUAAGCCGGAUGAAGCGGAAUAUCACGACAACAAUUCAAUAUAAUUAGAGCAUCUGUAUCAGAAAAUGUUAAACAUUCAUUUUAAAGACAAUAACCGUUUCCCCACCACCCAAGUCUUUUUUUUCACACGCUGACCUGCUGUGUCCACUUACUGCAGCAGCAUGCAGAGCAGACCUGUUUUUAUUCUAAAGAGCCAUAAAUGUUUGCAUUAGUAUUCAUUUUUUUUUUUUUCGCGUGACGAUACUUUCAUGGAAAUAAUCAAUAGUGGUGACCUGUGAGAUUAAAAAUGUCAACAAAACGAAAAAUAAGAAAUCAAGGUUUUGGUCACUGUAUUACAAAACUACAUAAAAACAACAGAUGGUACAAUUUUAUCUAUUAACUUCUUUUUUCUACCAAUCAUUCUCAUUUAUGAUGAACACAUUCACUAUAAAAUGUGGUCUCUCAACCAAAAAUAACCAUAAUAUUUCUAGAAAUAUAGUUUGAGCCUCAUUGGUUCUCUGUAGUGAGUUCAUAGU
Messenger RNA from Scophthalmus maximus (turbot), 3505 nucleotides. RefSeq lists its product as uncharacterized. The record is from RefSeq and is a predicted model, not a curated record. NCBI's taxonomy places the organism in Eukaryota, Metazoa, Chordata, Actinopteri, Pleuronectiformes, Scophthalmidae. The transcript is spliced from 3 exons. Bases 164 to 907 code for a protein of 247 amino acids.